Chelmon rostratus (copperband butterflyfish) is the source of this 1546-nucleotide messenger RNA. RefSeq names its product vascular cell adhesion protein 1-like. Gene Ontology annotation, cellular component: membrane. NCBI's taxonomy places the organism in Eukaryota, Metazoa, Chordata, Actinopteri, Chaetodontiformes, Chaetodontidae. Gene Ontology annotation, molecular function: integrin binding. The record is from RefSeq and is a predicted model, not a curated record. The transcript has 3 exons. Bases 296 to 1066 code for a protein of 256 amino acids. Gene Ontology annotation, biological process: cell-cell adhesion.
UGCGGGUGAGAUGUUUUUCUGUCUCAUCUAGGUAACUUUACACGUUAUGUCUCAUGUAUUGAUCCGCUGGGUGACUUGUUGAUUGUGAUCGUUGCGGAUGUUGGAGGCUGUGCUUCAUCAGUGAGGAGACUCGGCCCCUGAGGUGCUUUUAUCAUGAGGUAACUUGAGGAGCGAUGGAAAUAACAGAAACAGGGUGGCUGCUCUGCAAAGAGGCUGCACUGCUCCCAAACUGCACACUUUGAAGAAACACAGGAGGAUUAAAGUGCACAAUUUGACUUUCACAGACUGAUCAGAAAUGAUGUUUUUCCUGCUUUUAAUCCUCUGUUUGGGGACUUUUCUGCGCGACUUUCAUGUGUCCAGCUGUGAUGACAACUGUGCAGAUAAACCUGUGUUCAGCUCAUCCAGACUGGUGGUUCAGUAUGGCGACCAAAUCUCUGCCAGCUGCUCUGCAUGCCAGCACGCUUGCCACAGUAAUCAAACUGGUUUGGAAGUAUCUACUGGAGUCACAACACAAAAUGGAUCCAUGAUACUGUGGACGGUUGACAAUGUGACUGAAUGGGACACAUCUGCAAAGUGCUACUAUAAUGCUGAUGAUGGUAGCCAGUGUUGUAGCUCGCUGCCUGUAACUGUCUACAAGCCUCCAGACAUUGUGACCAUCAGCUUUUACCGUUCUUCUUGGCCGAUGUACCCUGGUGGUCACUACACUCUGCACUGUGAGGUACAGGAUGUCGCUCCUGUUGAAAACCUCAUCGUGACCUUCUACAAAGAUCAGACCAUACUGGGUCAGCAGCAGUCAAAGAAUAAAGAGAAGAAACCAGUGACUGAAGCCUUCACUUUAAACUUCAUUCCCACUGCAGACGAUAAUGGAGUCAUGUUACGUUGUGAAGCCAAGCUCGAACUGGGACCUGAAGGACCACAGCCUCCUCCAGUGGUGAUGUCACAAAACACCACCGCCACUGUGUACAGUAUUUUGCACCGCAUCACCGUCAGCGGCACAGUGAUUCACACAGUCAAUACGUGCCUCAUGCUUUUAUUGUUUGCUCUAGUUGGGUCAUUCUCAGUAUAAUUUAGAGGCAGUUUGUUUCCAGAAAUAUAACAAAACAAUAAACAAAAACUAAUAAAGCCCAUAUUUGGUAUAUAUGCAAAUCAGCCUUGUUUGGUGGCGACCUCUGUUGGUCGUCGUCAUUAUGAUGGGAGCAAAGGUGGGGUGGAUGGAUGGCUCAACAAACACGGGACUGAUGUAGUAGACUUACUCACCCUUAAAAUCUGACUCACUUAAAACCAUUUUAAUCUUAACCAGGGUCUGAAGCUGUUUUACUAUAAAAGCAUCACGACUUUCUGGGCGCUGGUUGACUUAUUGAUCGGCUGGAGUGAUCAUAAAAUGUUGGAUAAGUAUCAAACCAUCAUGUAACUAGAAUGUAUGCAAGUCAUUUUGGUCAAUACAUGUAAUACUUGUUAUGGAGUACUUUUACACGUGUAUUAUUUUACUUAAAUAAAGCAUCUGUGCUUCCUUCAAAACUGUCUCGGAGGAGGUUCAGAGUUGUGG